GGUGGCGCCGCCCCCCGGCCCCGAGCCGCUGGGCGGAGCCGCCCGCUGCUCCCCCGUCACUGCCGGCCUCCCCCCGCGUCCCCCUCCCUGGCUCCCGGGACAUCCGGGCCCUCGCUGCCGCUCAACUCCGACGGGCCCAGAGGGGCCCACCCGCCGCACUCCCCCGACGGCGGCGGCGGCCCGGCCUCCUCCCCUUGCCCGGCUGGCGCGCCGUGAGCCCAGCAUGGGGGGCAGCCUCUAGGGAGCCCCCUGCUGCCAUGCAGAGUCCCGCUGCCCGGCCUGGGUGAGGGGCCUGCAGCAGCACCGGGCAGAGAGACCCUGGGCCCCAGGGGAAAGGUGCUGCCUGCAUCCAGCAGGAGACAGCCUUGCCCCACCCCGUCCCCCCUUGGGGAGGGGUCGGCUCCGCCAGCUGUUCGGCCCUGACACCGAGCUAGUGCCUGGGCCAUGUUCCCGCGCCCCCUCGCCCCGGUGGCAGUGCGCGGUGCAGAGAUGGGAGCCAUCUCCGUGCGCCGGGCCGGGGCGCCCACCAGGAUGCGGGGCAGCAGAGGCACCAUGCUUUUGCCCUCCAUGCUUAUGUUUGGGGUGAUUGUGGCUUCCAGUGGCCUGCUGCUCAUGAUUGAGAGGGGCAUUUUGGCAGAGGUGAAGCCACCACCACUCCAUCCCCCACAUGGAGACCUUGCUCGGAGGAGCAGCGGUGACACCAGGGCAGCGGCUCCCGAGGACAUGGAUUACCAGGUGCUACAAGAUGUUCGUAACCGGACAAUCCGCACCCUGUGUGGGCAAAAGAACAUGCCUCACAGCAUCUGGGAGCUUUCAGCAGGUCAGAGGAGAACAGUGCUCAAACACAUCCUGGUCAGCGAUAAAUAUCGCUUCUUAUACUGCUACGUCCCCAAAGUCGCCUGCUCCAACUGGAAACGAAUACUGAAAGUUUUGGAUGGAGCGCUGGAGAAUGUGAAUGUCAAGCUCAAAAUGGACCACAAGAAUGACUUGGUUUUUCUCGGCGACAUGAAGCCAGAUGAGAUCAGCUACCGGCUAAAGCACUACUACAAGUUUAUAUUUGUUCGAGACCCAAUGGAGAGACUUUUAUCAGCUUAUAGGAAUAAAUUUGGAGAGAUCAAAGAGUACCAGUUAAAGUAUGGUGUGGAAAUAGUAAAAAGAUACCGAAAAAGCCCCAGAAAGUCCACAGGAGAUGAUGUCACCUUUUCUGAGUUUCUCCUGUACCUGUUAGAUGAAGAGGCAGAGAGAAUGAACGAACACUGGAUGCCAAUCUACAACCUAUGCCAACCCUGUGCGGUUAGGUAUGAUUUCAUCGGAUCAUAUGAAAAACUGAAUGUGGAUGCAAAUUACAUUCUUGAACAUGUUCAAGCGCCUUCUUUUAUCCGUUUCCCAGAACGACAGUCGUGGUAUAAGCCUGUGACUCAAGAAACUCUACAUUACUAUCUGUGUAACACUCAGCGUGGGCUUAUAAAAGAACUGUUACCAAAAUACAUUCUGGAUUUCUCAUUGUUUGCCUAUCCUCUUCCAAAUGUUACUAGUGAAUUUUGCAGGCAGUGAACUUUUUCUAUUUGUGGGCUGGUCUACUAUGCUAGAAACCUAUGCUGAUAGAGUAAUGUUGUGCAACAUUUUUAUACUGGCAAAAGCUCGAGUGUAAGCAGUUUUAUCAGCAUAAAAGUACUUUUGCUGGUGUAGAUUAUUUCACUCAACAACCUAUAUAAAUUCUACUGGCAAAAACACUUUUAUGCCAGAAUAAACUGCAGCUACACUAGGAGAGUUUGCUGGUAUAGACAAAGCCGGUGAAGCAAUCUGUGUCCUAUGCAUGUUUCCUAAUUUUAUACUUUUUAAACCUUUUAAAAUAUCAAAUAUCAUAUGAUAUAUAUAGCCUUUACAACUAUAAUAUCUUUUACCUUUGUAUGGUUCCAAUUUUACUAUGUCUAUGUGCCGCUGAGUUAAGCACAAUAGCUUUUAUAUAUGUUUUUUAAAAACUUCUUUCUACAACACAAGACAGCGAAUAUAUGCAAAAGAAUCAGGAAAUGGAUAUAUUUUAAGCACAAAGCAUUGUUCUGUUUUUGUGGUCCAGGUUACAUAUUCUGGGGCAGAAUUACCCACAGCAUCAACUGUAUUAGCUGUUUUUUAAAGAAUUACUGUAGGAUAGUUAAAUUAUUCCUAGGUUGAACUGGUGGAAGCAGUGAUGGGAAAUUUUGAGAGAAAAGUCUUUUGUAAAUUAGGCCUGAGUAUCCAUAAUCUUCAGAUUUGUGGAGUGCAUCUAAAGCUGACAAGUCAGUUCCUGUUCUGAGACGUAGUAAUGCCUGGGUUGUAGUGUUUUUUAUUUCAGUAUUGAACCACAGUCGUAUUCAUAGAAAAAGUUAAUGUGUUCCUCUUGAUACAAGAUGUUAAUUCAAACACAAUUCACUGUUCAUUUUAUUUUGUGUGAUCAAAGAUCUGAGCAUACCAAUUACUUACACAGUGAAACUAACAUUUGGUGCAGCAAUGUACUUAUUACUAAUAAAUUCUUCUUUUGUUCCUCUUUUUUUUAAAAUGUUACUAAAAUCAAGUGUUUCUCAGCCCUUGUAACGAAAUUUAGAAAAUAGCUUACAGUGGUUAUUUACAGCCUAUGGAGAAAAAACAAGAAAAAAUGCUUUAUGCAGCUGCAUUUGGUGCUACUGUAAGUAAAUGCUCAGUUCUACUUUUUAUAUGUGCAUGACUUUUUAUAGCUAUUUAUAUGUAAGAAUUAUGAUUCAACUUUAAAAGUGUGGAUGAUAAUGUUCAGAAUUGUUCAUGACAGUUUAUACAUGCAUUUAUGCAUUUUUAAUAAAAUUUAUAUAUAAAUUA
Dermochelys coriacea (leatherback sea turtle) is the source of this 2829-nucleotide messenger RNA. It is a transcript of the gene CHST14, whose product is annotated as carbohydrate sulfotransferase 14. NCBI's taxonomy places the organism in Eukaryota, Metazoa, Chordata, Testudines, Dermochelyidae. Bases 445 to 1554 code for a protein of 369 amino acids. Gene Ontology annotation, cellular component: membrane. The record is from RefSeq and is a predicted model, not a curated record. The transcript has a single exon. Gene Ontology annotation, biological process: carbohydrate biosynthetic process; dermatan sulfate proteoglycan metabolic process. Gene Ontology annotation, molecular function: sulfotransferase activity.